Molecule: messenger RNA, 5745 nt
Organism: Myripristis murdjan (pinecone soldierfish)
Lineage: Eukaryota; Metazoa; Chordata; Actinopteri; Holocentriformes; Holocentridae
Product: phosphatidylinositol 4-kinase beta-like
Exons: 13
Coding region: 198-3083 (961 amino acids)
Biological process (GO): phosphatidylinositol phosphate biosynthetic process; phosphatidylinositol-mediated signaling
Cellular component (GO): cytoplasm; membrane
Molecular function (GO): 1-phosphatidylinositol 4-kinase activity
Source: RefSeq, a predicted model, not a curated record
CAGGCAGAGCCGAGCCGAGCCGAGCUGAGCCAGGCCAGAAACCAGGACCAGAUGGACCAGCCGAGAUCCUGAGGAGCAGGAACAAACUCGGAGUGAUACCUGGACUAAACCCGGACUAUCCCCGGACUAAAGGCUGGAUUAACGGCGGACUAACCCCGGAUUACAGCCGCCUCAGCAGCCAGGCUAGCUCUUUCAAGAUGGCCGACGCCGAGGUCUCCCUGUCCCCGGCUCUGCGGUCGCUCCACCUCAGCCCCGCCCACUCGGCCCCGCCCCCCGCCUCCUCCGCCUCCUCCCCCACCACCUUCUCCUGCCCCUCCUCCCCCUCCAGCGCCUCCUCCUCGUCCUCCUCCUCCUCCUCGUCUUCCUCCUCCUGCUCCGACAGCUCCUCCGACUGCCCCGCCCACCACCACCACCACCAUCACCAUCACCAUCAUCAUCACCACCACCACCCCCGCCCCCAGCUGCAGCUGCCCCCCCCUCCUCAGCCCCAGAGCGACCAGCCGUCCUCGCCCAGCGCCAGCCCCCGCAGCUCCAGCCCCAGCGGCAGCAUCGGCAGCACGGGCAGCCUGGGCAGCAGCGCCAGCGAGGGCAUCGGCAGCGGCGGGACGUCCAGCGGAGGCGAGCCGCGAGGCCCCAGCCCGCCGCUCGACGUCAUCUCCGAGGACGCCAUGGAGAUGGACCUGGGCGUCGACCAAGUGAUCGACCCUGAAGUGGCUCUGAAGGCGUGUCAGGAAGUCCUCCUCAAGGUCAAGCUGCAGAACGGCGACGCUCCGGCCGCCGAGCAGCAACAGGAUCAACCGCAGCAACACUUCACCGACUUCAGCGAGCGCUGCAGCCCGCAGCGGCGCGGCGGCCCGGUGUACCUGGAAAAGUCCGACACCAGCUCCAUUAAAGAGGAGGAUGAGGAGGAGGAGGAGGAGGAGGAGGAGGCGCAGCCGAGCGGAGGAAAAGACCGAGGAAAACAUCCUGUUGCCUCCCAACAAGAGCCGAUGGCGCCGCCUCCUCCCUCGUCCCGGGCGGAGUCGUCCUCGCCGUCUUCGUCCUCGUCGUCCAAACAGUCGUGGCUGCUGCGCCUGUUCGAGUCCAAGCUGUUUGACGUUUCCAUGGCGAUCUCCUACCUGUACAAGUCGAAGGAGCCGGGGGUGCAGGCCUACAUCGGGAACCGGCUCUUCAGCUUCCCGGACAGCGAGGUGGAUUUCUACCUGCCUCAGCUGCUCAACAUGUACGUCCACAUGGACACCGAGGUGGGAGACGCCAUCAGACCUUACCUGAUUCAUCGCUGCAGACGCAGCAUCACCUUCUCCCUGCAGACCGCCUGGCUGUUGGGCGCCUACUCCUCCGACAUGCACAUCUCCACCCAGCGACACUCCCGCGGCACCAAACUCCGCAAACUCAUCCUGUCCGACGAGCUCAAACCGGCCGCCGGGCUCGUUUCCGCCGACACGAGCGGCGCCUCUUCCUCCGCGUCCGGCAGCCCGGCCGCCUCGCCAUCCCCCGCCGGCAGCCCCGGCCUCGGGGACCGCUCCUCCUGCGCCGCGCGCUCGCACCGCCGCCACCGGAGGCACAACAGCAGCAACGCGGAGGCCUCCCCGCCCUCCCCCUCCUCCUCCCCGGACAGCCCCGUCCCGGGGGAGGUGGAGGUGUUCGUCUCCCCCUCCAGGAGGACGCACCAGCGCUCCAAAUCGGACGCCACUAUGGGCAGCGGCGGGAUGGGCGCCGGCCUGCGACGGACGGGGAGCAACCCCAAGGUGGAGGCCGGCCACGAGGAGCCGGAGCGGCUGCGUCCUCAGCGGGACUUUGUAAAGUCUCUGAUGGGCAUCGGGAAGCGGCUGGCGACUCUUCCCACCAAGGAGCAGAAGACGCAGCGGCUGAUCUCAGAGCUGUCGCUGCUCAACCACAAACUGCCGGCCCGCGUGUGGCUGCCGAGCGCCGGCGACCAGCACCACGUCGCCCGCAUCCCACACACACAGGCCGUGGUGCUCAACUCCAAGGACAAGGCUCCUUACAUCAUCUACGUGGAGGUCCUGGAGUGCCAGAGCUUCGAGACGUCGCCCGUCCCCGCCCGCAUCCCGGAGACCCGGAUCCGCUCGGCCCGCUCGGCCGAGAACCUGGACUGCGGCGCCGCCGGGAGCGGAGGCGGCAGCGGCGGCUCCGGGAGCUCCGGCGGCGGCGGGAUGACGGCGGAGCACCGAGCCGGAAGCUUCUCCACCGUCCCGAACUACGACAACGACGACGAGGCCUGGGCCACCGACGACAUCGGACAGCUGCAGGUGGAGCUGGCUGAGGCUCAGACCAGCAGCAGUGACAACAUCAGUCAGUUCUCGGUGGACAGCAUCACGAGUCUGGAGAGCAAGGAGCCGGUGUUCAUCGCUGCUGGAGACAUCAGACGGCGUCUGUCGGAGAACCUGGCGCACACGCCCACGGCGUUCCGGCGGGACCCCGAGGACCCGUCCGCCGUCGCCCUCAAGGAACCCUGGGAGGAGAAAGUCAGGCGGAUCAGGGAGGCGUCUCCGUACGGUCACCUGCCCAACUGGAGGCUGCUGUCCGUCAUCGUUAAGUGUGGAGACGACCUGAGACAGGAGCUGCUGGCCUACCAGGUGCUGAGCCAGCUGCAGUCGAUCUGGCAGCAGGAGCGCGUUCCCCUGUGGAUUAAACCCUAUAAGAUCCUGGUGAUGUCCUCGGACAGCGGCAUGAUCGAGCCCGUCCUCAACGCCGUCUCGCUGCACCAGGUGCGUAAGCAGAGCCAGCUCUCCCUGCUGGAUUACUUCCUGCAGGAACACGGCAGCUACACCACCGAGGCCUUCCUCACCGCGCAGAGGAACUUCGUCCAGAGCUGCGCCGGCUACAGCCUCAUCUGCUACCUGCUGCAGGUCAAAGACAGCCUCAUAACACCUGAGACAGGCUCUCACCUCCCUUGUUUCCACGGCUCCAGCACCAUCCGGGGCCUGAAGGAGCGUUUCCACAUGUCUCUGACCGAGGAGCAGCUGCAGCUCCUGGUCGAGCAGCUGGUGGACGGCUCCAUGCGCUCCAUCACCACCAAGCUCUACGACUCCUUCCAGUACGUCACCAACGGCAUCAUGUGACCGCCGCCGCCGCCAUGACGCCACGGGGACCCGGCGGGGACACCGAGCUGACGGGCGCCAGCGGGAGGCGAAGGAGACGGCCUCGUCUUUUGUUGUUGUUGUUGUUGUUUUCAACGGAGCCGCUGGAGGCUUUGGUUUCUUCUCUCUUCACUCUCUUCACUUCCUGCUCUGGAUCUCACCGCGUUUUUCUGGAUUUGUCGCAGUUCUGUUCGCUCCCAUCUGUCUGUUUGAGUUUAAAAAAACAUCAGACAGAAGAGACGUUUCAUUGGUCGAGUUUCCCCGUGAAGCCGCUCACGUGUUUUUAGUUCGGUCACAUGACGCAGCUCGUCCACCGCCGUCGCUCCGCCUCGUUACUCUGCUGGACCCGAGUGGAUUUUACUGUGCUGCUGCUUCCUGCAUGGAGCCGAGCGACUCAAAUGAAGAACCAGGAGGAGAAAACAAGCUGAGACUGACCUCGGUUCAGUCAGGCCUUACUGAAACACUACACACACACACACACACACACACACACACACACACACACACACACACAUGCAUGCAUAUUGCUACAUGCAUCUCCUGCAUGUAAAGCCGUGUGUGUGUGUGUUCCAGCUGGUGAGUUUCACCGGCAGGACGUUUCAGGACGUUUCAGGACGUCACACCAAACUAAGACCUAAAAACUGAACCCGUCCCGGGGCGCAGAGCGACCCGCUCACCAGGCGGGGCAGAAACUCAGCACAGCGCCAACAGGAGCUGCUAAAAGACCAGAGAAGAAGAAGACGAUCAGAGCAGAUCAGAUGUUAAAAUUAGCUUCAUCAUAUCAACCCUGACUGGCUGCUCCUCCUCCUCUUCAUCAUCAUCUAUCUUUGGCCUUGCAGAGGAAGAGAAGAGAAGCUCGCCCACACUUCCUCUCCUCCUCUGUCCAUCUGAAUCCUCUUUGGACUAAACGCAUGAGGACGUGAAGGGAGGAGAGGAAACGGACAAACUGUCGGUGUUUCCCGUCUGAGAGUCUGGAUCGUUCUUAAAGAACGGGACGGACGAGGAGAAAGCACAACGUUACACAUUAUGUUGGGACGGUGUGUUUUUUGGGACCUGGUCUGGCGGGGCAUGUUGUUCAAAACAUGAGACGGCCCAGACAGAGAGAGAGAGAGAGGGAAAGACAGAAAGAAAGAAAAAGAAGUUUAAAAACCACAAGUCUGCCUUUUCAGCCUCUCACAUCUUUUGACGCCAACUGGAAAGUUUUUCUGGACCAGAAGCAGGACUCGCUCACGUGGAGACGUUUCGCUGCUUCCUCACCAGGCGCCGGUCAUCAAGGCUCUCAGGCUCGGUCACUGUCCUGGACAAUAAAUGGAGAUACAAUCCAAUCGAUAAUCAAUAGGUAAAGUCCCCCGUGGUUCAGGCUUCACACGGCGGGCGGCUUCCCUACAGCUGAGCUGUGAAAAUUAAAAACCUUCACGGUGUUAUUAAAUCGUAAGGAGAGGCAGAAAAGCCUCCAGUCGCUGCAAACGUCUUUUAAAGGGGCAUUGAGUAGCCUGAGACCUCUAGUGGUGGCCAGUGGGAACUGCAGUGUCCGUGCCUGCACAUUAGAGCUACGGUGGCCUGUAGUUGACAAAUCAUAAAGUCAUUUUGGUCAAUUUGUGCGACGCGGCGGACAGAAUCAGGCGUAUUCAUCCUUUACGUGUCGGCAUCGACCGCCUCUGGUGACCAACAGAAACCAGUUAAAGCUCCUCAUGUCAGAGCGUCCCCUCACUUUAUCACUGCACUAUUUCAUUUUCUUUGUUUUUUUUUUUUUGUUUGUUUGUUUUUAAGUCUCCUGAAGGUCCGUGUGUCAUUUCAGGCUGAACCUGAGCUACAGACUGUGGUGUCGUUUCCCCACGAGCCCAGCUUUGGUUUUACUUGAAGGAUUUCCUGGACGUGUCGUCAGUUUGAAGAAGAAAAAAAAACAAUUUGCAGAGGAUUUAUGCAAAUACAGCAACAACAACAACAACAACAACAUAAAAACACCUCAUCAUGGAAGCUCCACUAAUUGUACAUCUGUGUAUACCUUUCAGCUAAAUUAAUGUUACAGUUCCGUUUGUCCGUUAAUGAAAUUUGCAUAUUUAACGAAUGCUCGACCUUCCUCCUCCCCGAUUGGCCCCAAGAUGCAUUCCUGUGAUUAACUCCAGCCAAUCAGGAGGGAGGCGGCCGGCCGGGCGUGCGAGGCGAGCGAGAGCAGAGACGGACUCGUCUUUCUGCGUCGGACAGAAAGUUGAUUUUUCUUCCUGAGGAGAUCAGUGAUCAUCAGUUUCCUGGAUAUGUGAAUGUUUCCUCUGGGACGGACAGACAGACAGACAGACAGACAGACAGACAGACAGACAGACGGACGGGCUCUCAGUGUCUCACCUGCAGGCGAGGCGCUAACACCUGACCGCGCUCCUCCUCCGGGGCCUCAUGUCCUGUACAUAAGAAGAGCCUUUGCUCCUCAUCAAAUGAGCUAAACCUAUGAUAUAUAUAUAUAUUUUUGUUGAUCUCAGUGUAGCUGUGUACCUACGACACUUCUUCUCCGACUGAAAUGCACAACGAGGUGACGUGAGGCUCCUUCUGGCGGCCAUGUUGGAGGAACACGGAGUUCGUCAGCUGAUUGUGUUGCUAAAUGUAAAAAAAACAACUGAUCAUUUCAUCUCCGAUCCAUCAGAUUGAUUUU